This is a messenger RNA of Geodia barretti, 942 nucleotides long. Lineage: Eukaryota; Metazoa; Porifera; Demospongiae; Tetractinellida; Geodiidae. The record is from the annotation of a GenBank genome assembly.
UUGGGUGGAGGUUCUUUCGGGGCGGCGAUUUCCUUUGGGUGCGCCUCCCGAAAUCCGGAGCGGGUCAAGGCCAUCUUCCCUUCAAACAUUGCGGGCGGCACCAUUUGCGAUGCCUAUCUGGCAGGGAAGCUGUUCCACAGCCUGGACAUGGCCAUGAACCAGGGGAUCGGGACAGUCAUUGACGCCUUCGACCCGGACGACCGGUUUUCGCCAUUCAGCCCGGAGCGGGCCCAACAUGAUUCCGAGUACCGGAGCAGCCUGGAAUCCAUGCGGCCCGAGGAAUUCUCCCAGGUCAUGCGGGACACUAUCUACGCCCUGUUUGACGGACCCUACGUCAGCCUGGGGAUGACCGCAGAAGCUCUCAAGGGAAUCCGAACACCCGCUAUCAUCAUGCCCGGGUCCAAUUACAUCCAUCCCCGGCCGUUGGCUGAGCGGGUCCACCGGUUGGUCCCCAACAGCCAAUGGGGGGAGACGCCGCCCCACGGUGAAGCUCCACAACAAUAUACGAAACGGGUUCUUAUAUUUGACGUUCUGGAGCCAGACGCCCCGGAGGAUAGCAUGCCCACCAACGCAAACAUCGGAAUUCUUGUGCCCGGCAGUUAUGAGGGCCCGCCGCCCAAGAUGGACGAAUUCGCCAGGUUCUUCCGCUCCGCCGAGGAGUUGGGGUUCGAGUCCGUCUGGGCCACCGACCGGAUUUUCCAUCGGAUCAAUAUCCUGGAUCCCUUUACGCUGCUGGCCUGCGCCGCGGCGUCAACCUCAACUAUCCGCCUGGGAACCGCCGUCAUUCUGUUCGCGCUCCGGCACCCGGCGCUGGUGGCCAAGACCACGGCGACACUGGACUACAUGUCCGGGGGACGCCUCACGCUGGGUAUAUCGCUGGGAGACGAGAUGAGAGUUCCAGUCUCUGGGCGUGGAUGUCGGCCAACGGGUCGGCCGGUUUAA